AUGUUUUUCUUUAUUACCGCAGUCUCAUCUGUUAUUUUCAGUGUUGACUUUGGUAGUGACAAUAUCAAACUUGGUAUUGCACGUUAUGGUCGAAUCGAAACUGCAUUAAAUCAACAAUCUAAACGUUAUACACCAUCUUACUUCGCUCUCUACAACAUGUCAAACAAGCAAAAGACUAAUUUUCCAACACACUGGGAGAAAAACGACACACGCCAGCUUGAAUGGCUCUUUUCUUACGACGCACAAAAUCAUUACAAGAGAUUUCCACAAAAUGUUAUCAAAGGCAUGCCACGUCUUCUUGAGAACCAUCUUGGCAUGACAGGCCGUGAAAUUAUGGCUUUAAUUCUCAAACAACUCAUUUCAACUUCUGCAGACGGCCGUUUCCCAUUUGAACAGUCCACUGUCGUUCUUGCUGUCGAGCCAUGGAUGACACGUCGUGAGCGCCAAGCAAUUCGCGAAGCCAUUUCGAUCGGCGGAUCAACUUUAGCCGGAAUCAUUGAUUCUCCACAAGCAGCAUCCAUUACAUACGGUCUUGAGCGUCAAUCAUUCUACUACAACAGCUCAAGAACUGUUGCUUUCCUAGAUCUUGGUCAAUCUCACACCUGGGUCUCCAUCUUCAAUUUCACAUCGAACGGCACUAAUCUUCACAAUGUACAGCUCAGUAUGUCCUCGAACAUGACCCUUGGCGGCUAUUUGGUCGAUGACAAACUCGCAAAUCUUUUCAUUUCCGAGUUCAAACGCCAAUACAACAUCAAAGACAAAUUACCUAAGAAAGUCGAGAUCAAAUUUUACGAAGAGGCACGUCGUGUCAAAGAGCGCUUGACACUUUCCCUUACAACAACCGCAAACAUUGAAGAUGUCUACGAAGACUAUUCAUUUUCAAUGGAAGUAACAAGAGAAACCCUUAAUUCUCUUCUUACUGAUGUUGGUGAAUCCCUUUGCCGCCUCCUCGAUGAAUCAUUGCUCAUGGCGAACAUCAGUAAAUCACAACUCGACUCCAUCGAAUUACUCGGCGGAACAACUCGUGUUCCUUUCUUCAAUGAAACAAUAAUUAAUUGGUCGGGUAUGGAGAAACUCAACAGAACAAUGAACAGUGAUGAAGCUAUUGCUAUUGGUGCAUGCUACGCAGGUGCUGCAACAUCAUCAGCAUUCAUUAUCCAGAAAGUUAAUUCUAAAUUGUUCUCAAACGUUGAUGUUUUCUUUAGAGAUAAUGAUAGAUCCAAGGAAUACAAAGUUUACGGAAAACAGGAUUUGAAUGAACAUGUUUUCUUCAAUUUCAGUGUCUCCGAAAUGCCUCUCAACAUAACUGUUUAUGUUGCUGAUGAUGGCGAUUUCUUAACAUACGAAAUCGUGAAACCAAACAUUACAGAAAUUUUAGAAAAAUUAAAUCGUCAAAACGUGACAUCUGAAAACGUGACAGUUGAAAACGUGACAGUCGAAAACGUGACAUCAAAUGAGACUUUGACAGAAGAAAAUCUUACUGUUGUUUAUGAAUUUGGAUUUGAUCAAAUUGGUGCUCCAGCACUUUGGGAUGCAAGAAUCAAUGGAAUACAAUUAGAUGCAAAUGUAAAAACAGCAAAUUGGAUGUUGACAAGAGAUGAGAUCAGUAAUUCAUCAUCAUUCUUGAGAAAGAUGGGCCAUGUUAUUAAAAAACGUAUUGAUCUUUUAAGACUACUUAAUGAUCACGAGAGUUUGAUAUUUAAGAUAAGAGAUCGUCUUGAAAGUGACAGCGAAUUCAUUGAAGUAACAACAGAAGAAGAAAGAGAAAACAUUUCAAGAGAAGUAGAUAUCCAUGUCUCUUGGAAAGAAAAUGAAACAGAAACAAAGACAAGAAAGAUUGUUCUUGACAAAGUCAGACAAUUGGAAUCAUUAACUGAUGAUGCUGAUGAUAGAAUAUUCGAGAGAAAGAACAGACCACAAGCAAUUAUUAAUCUUAAUAACACAUUGAAUGAAACUAAAUAUUCUCUUGAAGAUUUACCUGUAAGCAAACCAUGGCUUUCAGGAGAGAAUAUCAGUUCUCUCCAGGAAAUCUAUAAUUCAACAUUAGAAUGGUUCGAAGAGAAACUGAAAUUGAUCAGUUCUGAGAAUGUUACAUCGAAUCCUGUUGUUCAUACAAGUGAAAUAAAUCGUAGAAGAUAUUCACUUGAAGACAAAUUGCAGAAGAUUAAGGACAUUCCAAAGCCAAAGCCUGUUUCUAAUAGUACAAACACAACAGCAACAAAUGAAACAUUCAUUGAUAGCGAGUUCUGGAAUGCUUCAUUCCUUAACACUUCUCUUUUCUAUGACAAUGUAACUAGUCCAGAUAUGAAUGCAACAAAUGUAAAUGAAACAGAAAUAAACCAAACUGUUCCAACAAAUGAAACAGUAACAAACACAACAGAAGAAGUCAACCAGACAAUCACAACAGAACAAACAAAUACAACAACAUCAUCACAAGAUAACAGUGAACAAACAAAGCAAAUUCAAGAUGAAUUAUAA
Trichomonas vaginalis G3 is the source of this 2478-nucleotide messenger RNA. RefSeq names its product ATP binding. Gene Ontology annotation, molecular function: ATP binding; ATP-dependent protein folding chaperone. Gene Ontology annotation, cellular component: endoplasmic reticulum chaperone complex. Bases 1 to 2478 code for a protein of 825 amino acids. Gene Ontology annotation, biological process: cellular response to hypoxia; endoplasmic reticulum unfolded protein response; negative regulation of hypoxia-induced intrinsic apoptotic signaling pathway. NCBI's taxonomy places the organism in Eukaryota, Parabasalia, Trichomonadida, Trichomonadidae. The transcript has a single exon. The record is from RefSeq and is a predicted model, not a curated record.